Molecule: messenger RNA, 327 nt
Organism: Schizophyllum commune H4-8
Lineage: Eukaryota; Fungi; Basidiomycota; Agaricomycetes; Agaricales; Schizophyllaceae
Product: glutaredoxin
Exons: 3
Biological process (GO): cellular response to oxidative stress
Cellular component (GO): Golgi lumen; fungal-type vacuole; cytoplasm
Molecular function (GO): glutathione disulfide oxidoreductase activity
Source: RefSeq, a predicted model, not a curated record
GACGUGGAUUGGGAGGAGGAGGAGGCGGAGAUCAACGAGCGGACGCCGGUGGUAAUUUUCAGCAAGACGUAUUGCCCAUACUCCAAACGCGCAAAGCGCCUACUGACGAAGACCUACCUCCUCGAGCCGCCGCCUGCAAUCGUGGAGGUCGACCUGCGCGAGGACGGCGCGCAGAUCAAGCAACUAUUGUCGCGACUUACAGGCCGUGCAACCUUCCCGAACGUCAUCGUGCGCGGGCGCUCGAUUGGCGGGUCGGACGAUGUGCAUAGGCUACACGCCGAGGGCACCCUAGAGACGAUCCUGAAGGAAGCAGGCGUUGUGGUGACG